GCGCUGCGCGCCGCCGUGCCCGCCCCGCCCGCGCCGCCCGCGCCGCCGCCCGCCUCGCCCCGCGCCGCCUUCAACUUCAUCGCCGACGUCGUAGAGAAGACGGCGCCCGCCCUGGUCUACGUGGAGAUCGUGGGCAGGCACCCGUUCUCAGGCCGUGAGGUGCCCAUCUCGAACGGCUCUGGAUUCCUGGUGUCUCCCGAUGGGCUCAUUGUGACCAACGCACACGUGGUGGCCAACCGGCGGCGCGUGCGGGUGAAGCUGGCCAGCGGGGAGCAGUACGACGCCGUGGUGCAGGACGUGGACCAGGUCGCAGACAUCGCCACCAUCAAGAUCAAGCCUAAGCGCCCGCUGCCCACGUUGCCCCUUGGGCGCUCCUCCGAGGUGCGGCAGGGGGAGUUCGUGGUGGCCAUGGGCAGCCCCUUCGCCUUGCAGAACACCAUCACCUCCGGCAUCGUCAGCUCCGCGCAGCGCGGCAGCCGGGAGCUGGGCCUGGCCGCCUCCGACAUGGAGUACAUCCAGACGGACGCCGCUAUCGACUUUGGGAACUCUGGUGGUCCCCUCGUCAACUUGGAUGGCGAAGUGAUUGGGGUGAACACCAUGAAGGUGACGUCAGGCAUCUCCUUUGCCAUCCCCUCAGACCGGCUGCGGAAGUUCCUGCAGAAGGAGGAACAGCGCAAAAGCUCCUGGUUUGGCAACGCGGAGACGAAGCGCCGUUACAUCGGGGUGAUGAUGCUGACUCUCACACCCAGCAUCCUAGCUGAGCUGAAGCUGCGUGACCCCAGCUUCCCUGAUGUCUCCUAUGGAGUGCUAAUCCACAAAGUGAUCAUCGGUUCCCCGGCCCACCAGGCAGGGCUGAAGGCGGGCGACGUGGUGCUGGAGAUUAACGGGCAGGCGACGCGCCGUGCCGAGGAUGUGUACGAGGCAGUGAGGACUCAGCAGAGCUUGGCCCUGUUGGUGCGGCGCAGCUACGACACCUUGCUGGUGAGCGUCGUCCCUGAGGUCACAGAGUAGCUGUGCUGCAGAGCAGGCCGCUCUGUCUGCUGGCUGACUGCGCCGGCCAGGAGCCGAGGACGCAGGACUGAGGCACAUCUGUGUGCCAUCGGGGAGAGACUGGGAGCUUGCGAGGGCCUGGAGGGGCCAGGCAGGGGGCAAGGCACUGGGGCAGACUCGGUGUGAAACCACUCCCCUCCGUGCUCAAAUAAAGUGCUUUUCUAGGUGC
Molecule: messenger RNA, 1219 nt
Organism: Lagopus leucura (white-tailed ptarmigan)
Lineage: Eukaryota; Metazoa; Chordata; Aves; Galliformes; Phasianidae
Gene: HTRA2
Product: HtrA serine peptidase 2
Exons: 8
Biological process (GO): programmed cell death; proteolysis; positive regulation of apoptotic process
Cellular component (GO): mitochondrion
Molecular function (GO): serine-type endopeptidase activity; protein binding
Source: RefSeq, a predicted model, not a curated record